Cladocopium goreaui is the source of this 2379-nucleotide messenger RNA. Lineage: Eukaryota; Dinophyceae; Suessiales; Symbiodiniaceae. The record is from the annotation of a GenBank genome assembly.
AUGCAGAACUUCUUCAACUUCAACACGUUGCUCUUCUCUUUCUUCGUUUCGCAAACCUAUGCCUCCUUGUAUGCUCAGCAGGAGAGUUUGUACAUGGCCCUCUUCUCCGAGAUCUCUGAGGCGAGAUCGCUUCUAGAGCAGUUGACCCUGGUGUCGCAGAACAGGCCGAGCUAUCGUUCCAUGCUGGAAAGCAUGGAUGCUUACAUCUCCGAGCUGGUCCUGGGAGUACGACUUGGCUGUCCUCCUGCAGUGCUUGUGGCAGCAAAGCCUGCCAAUGAUCCUUUAGAGAACAUCCUCUAUGCUACCAGCGUUGGGGUUCCAUCUGUGGUCUAUGACACAGUCCGAAGCUUGCGGCAGGCCCGUGGACAACGCCUGGGCGCCACGCAGCGCAAGUUCCCAUUGGAGCACUUUAUCCUGCUGAAUGUCUUGGGUGCCCUGGAGCUGUUGGUCUUUCCAUUGCUUGGUGCAGGGAUCUCUGGCUAUGAAGCUGACGCAGCCUCGCCGGGUCAUGUGCUUUGGGUGCAAUCUGUGGUCUUUGCUUUUCUGGCAGGGGGUGUGGUGCUUGCUCUACAGGUAGUGCAGGACCUUCGGACACCCACGUGUGGCCUAUACAAUUUGAAUGAGGCGCUGGACGAUAUGGUAGAAGGUCUCCGGGGUGAGCUGCAGCGACGCCUGGAGGCCGCACCACAGGACGAAGCUUCAAGUCUUGAGCCUUUGAAGAUUGAUGACGACGAUGACUGCAAGAACACUUGGGACAACGAGGCUUGGCCAUCUUUGCAACCUCGAGGUGAAGAGGGUGGCCAAUUUGUCCGUCUUGGGAAGUGUGCAGGGGUCGGAUUGGUCGCAGCUCUGCUGUUUGUGCCCAUUGCUUCAUUGAUGGAGACAUCCUUCUCAGCUCCAGCCUUACUAGCCAUCCGGGAGGACAACAACGCGCAGUGGCUGCAGAAUUGCUUCACCGGAGUAGGCCUGGUCUUCUCCCUCUUUGCUGCGCAGACCUUCAGCUUCCUUUACUCACAGCAGGAGGCCAUUUAUUUGGCACUCUACUCAGAGGUUUCGGAAGCCAAGGCAUUGCUGGAACAACUGGCAUUGGUGUGCAAGGGAAGGCCCACCUUGGCAGAGGCUCUUCAAGGUCUAGAGCCUAGAGAAGACCAAGGUCGAUCAAAGUCGGAUGGCGAAUUGUCAGAGAGUUUUGGUGUGGAUGUCACAAGUGACACCCACGCAUUUCAACGCUUUAGCACCUUCACCUCAAGACCAGCACAGCUUGAUUGGAGCAUUUUGCUGGACCUCGACAUGGUUGCAGAGGUUGAUGGCAUUGAGGAAGUGCUGCUGACCAUCAGAAAUCUGUCAGGUGAGGUGGUCUGGGGUCCCAAGCGCCUGCAGACCUCGGUGAGCGCCGAAGAUCUGCGGUCCAUGGUGGCAGAUGCCUUGGACGUGUCCUUCCAUCGAGUGCGCUUGGCCGGUGCUGAGCUCAUUGAUGGCCAGAUGUCUUUGAAGAUCCUGGGCCUUUCGGGUGAGAUUCAGUUGCAGCUGAUCUUGGAGGAUCCCAGUGACAUCAUUCGAAAGGUCCAGGCCUUCAUACGAUGUGAUGACAUCGAGCCAGGCUUGACCAUCGAAGAGCUCAAAGAGGUGGAACAGAAGUACGGUUUCAGAUUUCCCCCGGAUGUGCGGGACUUUCUUCAAGUCGGUUUGCCCUUGGGAUGUGGUUGGCAUGACUGGCGGCGACUGGGAAAAGUGACUGUGAGUGAUGAAGACACCGAAGACACCGUGUCCCAAAUUCAGAAGUUGCAUUGCAUUCCUUGGCGAGUGAGGUAUAGUAAAGACAGGCAAUGGGACGAGAACGAGAGCCUUGCCAAAGCGCAAGAUCUGGCCAGCAGGGUGUACCCAUUGAUUCCCUUAUGUCAGCAUCGAUGCAUCCCUUCGGUGCCACAUGAAUGUGGAUUGCCCAUCCUUUCAAUGCACGGAUGUUAUGACAACCUUUGUCACAGCAGGAACUUUUGGACUUGGCUAGAAGAAGCUGCAAAAAUUCCUGCUGGAGUUAUACCUCAGAGCUGGAAAGACAAGACGGUGCCUGUCUACGAAGUGCCUUUUUGGCAGCAUUGGUAUGACAUUUGAGCCGAGAAAAUGUGGCCGCUCCUGCUGAUAACUAUAUAGAGCCUUCUGAGGUGAUGUGGGUCACUGACCUUUACUCAGACUCCAUUUGAACCAUCAGCAAGGGCAAGGCAUAGCAAGUUAUAGCAAGGCAUAGCAAGGCAUAGCAAGGCAUAGCAAGGAUGCAAUGACCAUCCCACAUAGAGUCCUCGGAGUUCGUUUGAGAUUCAGACUCGGACUCCCUGCAGCGAGCCAAAGCGCUUGGGAAAAAAACUGGCAGAUUGCCAUCAG